AGAGAAUUUAUUUUAUCCCGUUUUUUUUUUUUCCCUCUCUCGAGAUUUCUCAUUACUUACUUUUUAGCUAAUUCUAAACAUCCAAAAUAGACAUGGCACCUAAAGUAUUAGUCACUCGUUUAUUACCUCCUAAAACUCAAGCUCGUUUGUUAGAACAAAACUUUGAAUUAAUUCAAUGGAAAGAAAACUCUUCAAUUCCUCGAGAUGUUUUACUUGAAAAAAUUCAGGGCGUAGAUGCAUUAUUUUGCUUAUUAACAGAGAAAAUUGAUAAUGAAUUAUUAGAUAGAGCAGGUCCUCAGUUAAAAGUGGUUGCUACAAUGAGUGUAGGUUAUGAUCAUAUCAAUGUGGAUGCUGUUAAAUCGAGAAAUAUCAAGCUAGGAUAUACACCUGAUGUCUUGACUGAUUCAACCGCAGAUUUAACUGUCUUAUUAGCUUUAGGAGCAUCACGUAGAAUUAAAGAAUGUAUUCAAGCUGCUGAGAAUGGUUUGUGGGGUAAAUGGGGCCCUACAUGGUUAUGUGGAACUCAAUUUACAAAUAAAACAUUAGGCGUUGUUGGUUUAGGCCGUAUUGGUGAAGCAGUUGCUAAGAGAUUACAAGCAUUUGGUAUCUCUCGUGUUAUCUAUAGCGGUCGAACUAAAAAGAGCGAACAAGUAGAGGCAAGACUGAAUGCUAAAUAUGUCCCCUUUGAUACUUUAUUAACUGAAUCUGAUGUUAUUGUUGUAUGUUGUGCAUUAACGAAGGAAACAGAGAAUUUAUUUGAUUAUAAAGCCUUUUCUAAGAUGAAAAGAACAGUUGUCUUUGUUAAUUCUGCUCGAGGUGGUAUUGUUUUACAAGAUGAUUUAGUUCGGGCCCUUGAGGAGAAUUUAAUUGGCGCAGUUGGCUUGGAUGUUACUACUCCUGAACCUUUACCACCUACUCAUAAAUUAUAUUCGUUUCCCAAUUGUUUAAUUUUACCUCAUGUGGGUAGUGCAACUAUGGAAACAAGAGAAAAUAUGGCAAAUAUGACACUUGAAAAUAUAUUGGCUGGUCUUAAAGAAGAAAAACUCCCUUAUUCUAUAUAUUAAACUAAACUAAAAAAUUAAACAAUGUAGUUUGUACCUUUUUUUUUUUUUUUAAUGAAAGAUUUGAACGAAAAAAAAAAUCUAUUUGCUUCUAAAAA
Cokeromyces recurvatus is the source of this 1159-nucleotide messenger RNA. Its product is annotated as D-isomer specific 2-hydroxyacid dehydrogenase. The transcript has 6 exons. Gene Ontology annotation, cellular component: cytosol. NCBI's taxonomy places the organism in Eukaryota, Fungi, Mucoromycota, Mucoromycetes, Mucorales, Mucoraceae. Bases 93 to 1064 code for a protein of 323 amino acids. Gene Ontology annotation, molecular function: glyoxylate reductase (NADPH) activity; NAD binding; hydroxypyruvate reductase [NAD(P)H] activity. The record is from RefSeq and is a predicted model, not a curated record.